UUAGAGAGUACAACAGGAAAAACGAUGGAGGAAGAAGAGUGAAGUGAGACAGUAUCGAAAGGUGUCUUGUGGGUGACUGAUACGUGCAAUGUCCACAAUGGAGACAGGAAGCCCUCCUGAAAACACUGAUACUUCAUCGAGAUUGACAUUUCAAGAAUAUGAUAUAACGGAAAACCCUCUUUUAGCAGACGACAUCCAAAACGAUGCCCUGUUUGCAUCUACGGCCAGAGCACAACACAAGGGAAGUAACUCAGAAUCACCACCUGAACAGCAUCAUCAACUAGACCUACAGACCAACCAAGAUAACAAGGACUCGGAUUCAAGCCAGGAUGAUUUACUUGAACUUACAUGUCCCAGAGUCAACUGUCAAGAGAAAAUUAUUAUAUGCCUGGAUCUCAGUGCUGAGAUGGAUAAAGUGACCUUUAGGUCUAGAUCAGGAGAUAAAUGGACCCCAUUGAAGUUGAUUAAGCGAGCAUUGAGAUUAUUCCUGCAAAGUAAAAGCAGAAUCAACAAAAAGCAUCAGUAUGCUUUAAUCAUCUUACAAGAAAAUGCUGUGUGGGUUCGAGACUUCAGCAGUAAUCCAAGGGAGAUAAUACAUUUGCUGGAUGACCUUGAAGACACCAGUCCAUGUGAUACACUUAAUAUUGGGUCCAUAUUUGAUCUCAUAAAUUCCCGUGUGGAGUUGCCACAAGUGUCUGGUGACCCUGCGGUACUGCCACCCCCAUAUAUUGUCAGGACCUUGUUGUUACUGGGGCGAUCACAGGGAACUAUCAACAUGGCUGACAAAGAGAUGUUCCGUUUCCUGGAUUCCUCGCCAUACUUUUUUGUUGAUGCCCUGUAUGUGCAUGAGCCUCCCUCUGAAGACAACAAGUGUGAGCAAAUAUUUGACUGUAUUUGUGACUUGGAUGAAAAAGGACAGAGUUACAUCUUUGAAGCAGCCAGAAAUCCAACCAAGUUAUAUGAUCAAAUGGCACAGCUGUUAGCUCACCCGUUACAGAGACCUUUACAACGUGAUAUUGCUUACAGGCUUCUUAACAUGGCAGACUUGGAGGUUUCCUGAUGAUAUGAUGGGACUUUGAACACACGCCUGGAUUUAUCAAGACGUGGGAAAAUGAAGCUGAAAUACCUAGAGUGUUCUGGAAAAUAAGUGCUUGCUAGUGUACUUUCCUUGGUAACCAUUAUUUGAAAAAUGUUGAAAAGAAUGUUUUUGUUCAUAUGUAACAAAUUUUCAUAUGUAGUAGUUACAAUUUUUUUGAACAAAAAUGAAAAAACUGAAAAUAUCAUUCUUAAGGUAACAUUCAAAGGUGAUUUUUCAAUUUAUUUAUAUUUAUAUUUUGAAGUGAAUUCAACAAAUAUAAGAGACUAUAUUUUGGAAAAGUGGUAACUUAAGAAAACCAAAGUCCACAGGGUUCUGAGGCCAGGUUUCUUUACAAUGUUAUGUUGAAAAGUAAAUACAUGUAUUAGGAACAAAGUGAUAUUGAUUUUAACCUAUUUCAGAGUAAAAUGGUUACAGAACAUAUUCAAUCCUAAAAUUUGACUACAUGUGCUGGAAGGAAAGUUAAAUACCUUGAUAUGUAAAUCUUUGUGUAAAUAUUGCAUACAGAUUCGGUGAAUCUGCUGGAAUUUACCAAAGGAGAUCCUCCUUAUCUGUGAAAGUACAUCAGAGAUUGUGUUGUGGCUUAUGGAAGAUCAACCAGUUAUCAAAUAUGUGCACAAGAUCGUUGUAAAGAAGAGUAUGAUGCCGUGGAUUUGAUUUGAUUUCGCAAAUGUUGGUAGCAUUCUUUAAUCAUUGUGAAGUUUGCUUUACUUUUUCAGAUAUUAAGUUUCAAUGCAAGUUAUAAAAAUGAUUUAAAAAAUUAAAUUUGAUAUGUUGGAUAUAUUAGUUGCGGAAAUUAUGGUACUUUGGUUGGUGAACAACAGAUAUAGUGAAAGUUUUAGAAUGUAAUCUCAUUAUCAUGCAAUCCAUUUUGUCGCGUUUAUCAUGAACAUUAAAGAUUUUUAUUUAAAGUAA
Messenger RNA from Mizuhopecten yessoensis (Yesso scallop), 2011 nucleotides. Its product is annotated as BRISC and BRCA1-A complex member 1-like. Lineage: Eukaryota; Metazoa; Mollusca; Bivalvia; Pectinida; Pectinidae. The transcript is spliced from 7 exons. The coding region runs from base 89 to 1060 and encodes 323 amino acids. The record is from RefSeq and is a predicted model, not a curated record. Gene Ontology annotation, cellular component: BRISC complex; BRCA1-A complex; nuclear body. Gene Ontology annotation, biological process: mitotic G2 DNA damage checkpoint signaling; protein K63-linked deubiquitination; double-strand break repair.